Amoebophrya sp. A120 is the source of this 8541-nucleotide messenger RNA. Lineage: Eukaryota; Dinophyceae; Syndiniales; Amoebophryaceae. The record is from the annotation of a GenBank genome assembly.
AUGUGCAUCACGGGCAAGCGCCACAGUGGCUUUGGAGCCGCGGCCUGCGACGACGACCAGAUAUCCUGGUCCGAGUGGCCGCUGUCGGACGAAAGUUGGCACCAGAUGACCACUGCAUCAUCGGGGACGACCGGAGGUGCAUCGACUCACGCCGUCCUGACGAAGGCACAAUUCGACAACCUAGAACUGGCCACCCACGACCUCGUGAACCACGACGAGCAAGAGACCACACCCCCAGGGGAGUUGAAGAUGACGGGGAUCGCGAGCGAGCAGGACUGGAUGAGGGAUGAUUAUGUUGACCCAGCAGCUCACUCGGGCAAAAAUCCUGUUCCACAUGAGAUGCGAACGUUCCUCGACAAGAUGACGGAGACAGGUCGGUCGACACACCAUCGCGGCCUCAACGGCGUGGAAACGAAGGCCGUGAUCGCCUCGCUCGUCGAGCAGGACCCCAGCUUGGUGGACAAGUGGAACCAAGGCUCUCACCCAGUGAACGUGCUGAGAGACAGCAACCUGAGGCUGACGGACGACAUGGUGAGCAAGAUCGAUUGGAGCAGAAUCAGCUUCGAUGAGACCAGCAACUUUUACGACGACGUGCAACGCGCCGAACCGCUGCCCGUCGCGGAGGAAACGGACUUGAUUAAUGACUUGAAGUUAAUGAUCGGCGGGGCUCAACAACAUGGCAUUUUCAAUGGUGUCCAAGAUACCCUGUUCACUCCACAGACCAAUUUGCGGGUGGAUGGAAAUGGUCGUCUCCCGGCCGACAUGAUUGACGAGAAUCAUGUGCAGGCCUGGAAGACCCUUCUGCGGAACAUUGAGAACGUCCCAGGCAACCCGACCUUUCCCGGUGACACCAACAAGGAGGAGUUGAUUGCCCGCGUCGACCACUUGAUAAAAGCCCACGCGCCCCUGGACGCGAACGGGGGCGGGUACGCAAACCACUGGCUGGCCGCGUUGCUGGACGACAACCUCGGUCGCGUCUCGAAGAGCGAGCUGGAAAUGCUUGGCGGGUACCAACUGCAAAAAUGUCUGGGUCUGGAAGAAUGCAAACUUCUCAUGCAUGUUUUCCACACCCCUUGUGGUUUGGAAUGCAGGACCUAGCAUGACAGAGUCUGUGAGGUCUCUGCCAUGCCUAUCCUGCAUGAGAAACUCCCUCCCAACUCGGUCGAAAGAGGACCGCUCUUGGCAGUCAUGCAACACAGAUUUUUGCAUGAUUUGGUUUUAGCAUGACAGGUUCCAAUCUUCCAGACCCAGACAUUUUUGCAAUUCGUAGCGGGGCGGACCACACCAUACGUCCCGAGGACUGGCUAUGGAUCUGUCAGAGUUGAAAUCGACAAAGUUGAAAUAAUUUGCCAUGCAUAAAUUGCCUGGCAUGAAGUGCCUCUGUUGCAGGGGUGGCAAGUGAGGCCGACUGUCAGCCUGCUUGCGGUCUGCGAUAGAGCUGCUACAGUAGCAUGACAAAAGGCGUCUCCCUUACCCAAACAGCAUGACAAACUGGAUUUCGGUUUCACCCAAAUUUGUCAUGCGCCACUUGGAAGCUGUGUUACAACUGGCAUCCGUUUUAUGCAUCACAAAUCAUUUCAACUUUGUCGAUUUCAAACCUGACGCUUCCAUACUGGCACGGGCCGCAGAAGGUGUGGACCCAGCUCCUGGACACUAUGGAUACGAACGAGGACGGGAUUCUGGAUAAAGUUGAAAUCGACGGCUAUUUCGCAGCGACCCCGAGUGGCGGAAAUACAAAUAACGCCAUCGAGAUCGAUACCCCGGCCCCUCCCCUGGUCUAUCUGGAGGACCUCGCGGGGCCCAACGCACCACAGAGCGGGCUGGCGCCGGCCGCGUUGCAGGGCGUGGCGUCGCCGCAGGGUACAGAGGACUGGAUGAAAAGCCCCGCGGUGCCGGUGCCACUCCAGGACAUUCUGGCGAACACGCGGUCCAUGAAUGUGAUUGAGCCGGGGGAAAAACCGCACCCGUCGUUCACGCCCUUCGAAGAGCGGGCCGCCAUCCACGCGCUCGAGUACCAGCUGCACGCUGCUGCUGCAGCGUAUGGGGUUUUCCAACGUUACAUUCUCAGCUGUUGCAUGAAAUUGUAAUGCAAGAGCAGCAAUAUGGAAAGCAAAGGGGCAAGCUUGCGAGUCUCGCAUCACAAAUUUGCAACAGAGUUAGAUGCUGUUUAGCCCUUCGAGAAUUUGUCAUGCGAAGCACCUUAAUCUUCUGGCGAGUUAUGGGAAUUUUGCAUGACAAAUCAUGUAACAGUUGAGAAUGUAACAGUUGAGAACGCCAUACAGCGUCGCCGUCGCCGCUCGUCGCUGGCGUAACUGAGGACAACAAAGCAUCGCUGAGGAGAAUUGACCUCGGCGACCAGUUGAACCAGGACGACAUCACGAAGAUCAACACCCUGUUGCACGUAUCGAUUGCAAAUAUGUCUGGGUCUGGAAGACUGCAACUUGUGAUGCUGCAUCUGGAUUCUAAAAAAACUGUGACUUUCUUUGUUGCAAUUGCAUGAGCAGCAAUGGGAAUGUAAUUCUUGCUACGCCGCUGAGAGGGCAUUUGUCAUGCGGAUCAGGCAUCAAGAAGCCCUCUAAUAAAAAUCUGUGAUGCCAGGGCAUGCAUCACAGACAGUAUGGCUCACGCAAAACGUGCAUGACAAGUCUCAGCACCUUCCAGACCCAGACACAUCUGCAUUCGAUAGCACGUCGACCAUACCGACCAGCUGCCGCCGAAGAGCACAAGUACAAUUACCGGGGAGGAGCAGACUGCGGCGCUGGAAGACAUGAACGCAAAAUGGACCGCUGCCCUCAAUCCGACCACAGCCGGAUAUGGCGUUCUCAAAUGUUACAUUCUCAACUGUUACAUGAAUUUGUAAUGCAAGACUGGCAAAAGUGAAAGGAGGAGGAUUGCGCCUUUUGCAUUACAGAUUUGGCGCAGAUUUAGAUGCUGCUUAGCCCUUCGGAGAUCUGUCAUGCGAAACAGCUUAAUUGUGGCGAUCUUGCUGGUAAAUUUGCAUGACAAAUCAUGUAACAGUUGAGAAUGUAACGUUUGAGAGUCUCAUACCGGAUCCAACUCCUUCGCGAAAGAGUACGGGUUGCAGUGGACGUAUGGGUGUGUCAGGAUUGAAAUCGUCAAAGUUGAAAUAAUUUUAGAAAGUAAAAUUGGUAAUGAAUAAAAUGCAUGCCGCGACGAGGUACGUGUGUUGCAGAGCAGGAAAGUGAGGCCAAUUGUAAGCCUGUAGUUUGGGGUUAGUGUUAGAGCUCGGGCUGCUAAAGUAGCAUGACAAAAUCACUCUUCUUUGCCUAAACAGCAUGAGAAACUGGAUUUAGGGAUCAACUCACCCGAAACACAAUGCCAUCCCGUAGUAGCACAGUCUGUUUAUGUCAUGCGCCACUUGGAAACUGGGUUCCAACUGGCGUCCAUUUUAUGCAUGACAAAUCAUUUGACCUUUGUCGCUUUCGAUCCUGACAGCUCCAUAGGAUGGGCGCGGUGUUGGAUGCGACCGCCCCCUUCGACGGCAACCCGCCCGAGGAGCCACCGCCGGCGGGCAGCAUUGACUGGGAACACGGACUGAAGUAUGAAGUGCAAAAGUAUCGUACUCGUAUAAAUGCAUUCCAAAUUUCCUCCGCGUGAGAAAUGAAAUUGGUAAUGCGGAUAUAAGAAAAAAAUUUGCAAUGCAAGAGUUGCAUUUAUACGAGUACGAUACUUUUGCAGUGGAUAUGAAGUACCUCGCGGGCGAGGACGGGAAGGUGGGCCGCGGCGACUGGCAGGGGAGUGAUGCGGACUGGGACAAGCUGCUCGACCAGGUCGACGAUGAUCCUCGUGACGGUUACAUCACGAAAAAAGAAAUGGAACCUGACACGGUUCCCCUCCUGGACCCGGACGAUGAAGGGCACUUUAUCACGGACGAUCACGAUAGCAACCCCGCAGAGGAUUCAGAUGGCCGCGGGGAAUGGGAGGACGAGCAUACUACAACAACAACGACGACACAGCAACCUUUUCCAAUCGAGGUGGUGGCGGGUGGAGGCGGCGGAGUCGUCCUGGUGGGUGGCGGCGCACUCUGGCUCGGCGGCCGCGGCACGAAGCGGCGUAACCCGCCGGGACGAGGACCACCACGGCGGGAUGAAAAACACGAUGAAAGCGACGCGGAGGACGACAAAAAUGAUCGACCAGACCUCGUCCCGGAAGACCGACCCCCACCACAGCGUCCAGACCCGGUAGUUCCGAGCGACAGCAUCACCGACGUCGAUGUGUUGCAGCGGCAGAUCCACGAACUGACGCAGCUGCAGGCACAGCGACCCGUCUCGACGGAAACAAAUGUGGAAAUCGCUGUCGACAAGAAAAAGAAGCUAUCCAGUGUAAAUAAAGUAGUAUUGGUAUCACAGGGGUAAAUGAAUCACAUUACAAAUGAAUCACCAUACGGAAAAAAAAAAUUUUCCAAGUACCGCAGUGCAUGGCCCGGCUCGCACGCAUAAGGAAGCGCCCAAUAUAUACAACCAAAUAACCUGAGACACAGCGACGCUCCUCAGGAAGGUCGCGCCUUUCUCGAUAAGGUUUGCGCUAUUUGGUUGGUGGCUACGGGGGACGAACGCAAUGGCCAUGAGUGGACGCUGGGGCCAUCGCGCCUGAAUAGCUUGCAAACAACUCGGGGGAAGCAUUCGCAAACCAAAAUACCAAGCACAAGCCCAUUGCUAAAGAUAGGAAAAGCGACACCAUAAAAAUGAAGUGAUUACACCUCCAUACCGUCGGGCGUAGCGUCCCGAGGGUGUCGGAUUUUCUGAAAAAAGCUCAAUUUUUGCCAAAAGUUCAUCUUUUUCGAAGCAAAAAAAGAGGUGUAAUCACCUUGCGUUUUGUAGCUAUCAAUUAGCCCUAUGAUUCAUUUGACUCCUCCCGCUUAGUAUCUGCUUGAAUCACCCCUGCAAAAAGCCGCGAUUUUUGGCAUCAAAUUGAUGCCCGAAGCACGUCUUUUUCGCGUCAAAUCACCCUAGCAGAUAUCAAGUGGGUUUGGCUUUUUUUUCGUCUGAAACAGGCUGCACAUCUCAAGUGAUUACACCUCCACUGUUCCACUUCUGCCACUUGGUAACAGUAGAGUAGGGCAAAAGUAAGAAUGCGAAUAGUGCGCCAGUAGCACCAUGCGGGGUAGCAUUAUGCGCCACGGUAUGAUGCUUUGGGGCUGGUCUUGGGGUAUCUUCUAUGGCAUCUUCUGCGCACUACAUCUCGCAGCCUUCUCCUUACCAAAAUGCGACGCCUGGGGCUUUUGGUCGCAGCCUUCUCAAGCAUUCGCCCACUGCAAUCUACCGACCAGCUGUGUCUGGCGCGGGGAAAAAAGCUGCAGGCGCUACGGCAGUUGGGGACGCUCCGAAUUUUUUUUUUUUUCGACCCUAUGACUCUUUUGAAAGUGAUUCACUUGCUCCUUUGAUAAUUGGCGUCGUAAGUCAUUAUACUUCCUGAUUUUCCUACUUCCUUGCAUCAACACGGCAUGGCGAGUGAGUCGCUUGCCGAAGCUGUAUGUGCUGGAUCUAUCAGCGUAUACUGAUUCCGUUUUGCCUAUGCUUUUUUAAAAAAGUUGUCAUGCGAAAAUGUAUAGUAGUACGGUACGGCUACGGUUACGGAAAUGAUACUAAAAGUACCUUGAUAUUUGCAAUGCAUAGGAACGUGCUUUGGCUGAUGAUGCGGUGGAGAAUGACGGGUAUGGCUCGGACAAAAACCGCGGAAGUAAGAAAUCUAGGAGCAGGAAGUGGUCGAACAAAAAGAGAAGGAGCAGUAGAAGUGCCAGCACCUCCACGUCCGCAGCUUUUUUGCAGAAGCUGGAGGAAGCAGUAGAAACACAUGCCGAGGAGGAGGUAUCGAAAGGAAAAAUUCCCCCUCCCCAUAUCAAAACGGAAUUUCUGAUGCUGGAUUUGUGUACACAAAUCAGGUUUGUGCUGCAGAGAGGCAAUGCGGCCAGAUCCCCGGGCUAGGUAGGGGCGUAUGAGUCUAGUUGCUCAGCAUGGCAAGCGGCUCACUUUUAGGGCCAACAGCAUGACAAAUCGCUUCCAUAAUGGGGCGGAAGCUUCUGCCCUUGUCUUCUUGCAAGACAAAUGUGAUCUGUGGCCUCAAAUCAGCAACGCAAAUUUUCGGAAGCAUACCUUUUCGAUAUGGGGAGGGGGGAUCUUUCUUUUUGAUAGGAGCAGGAGGAGGAGGGACAGCGACAGCACGACGGCCAGAAUUUUGACGAGUCGCGGAGGAGUAGUGACGUGGUUGGAAAAAUUCAAAUGGUACACGAUGUAGUAGAAGAAGAACAGCGACAAGCGGUGGAUGAUCUUGUUGAUCCGCAUCAACAAACAAGAGAAGAGCCAUCUGCUGUGGCCGUGGUCCCCCCGUCGAAUACAAGAACUCUGGUCUUUUCCAAUCAAGAGAAGAAAGACCAAUUCGCGCACAAUCCCACGCCACGGAAAUAUGGAGGCACAAACAUCAGGCUCUUGGAAAUCGAAAAAGUUCAAGUUGAAAUACUUUUGCAAUGCAUAAAAUCGACACAAACUACACCCCACCGGUUGAUGAAUGCGGCCAAAUUGCAAUUAUUUCUAAGCGGCGCAUACCGAUAGAAAAUUAGUGAAGCAUCAAUACCAAUGCAAUUUGGCAUGCUUUUUGGGGCAAAGAGGACUGCUUUUACCAUGCUGCAUCGCAGCUCUAUGAUCUCUGACCCUCAACAGGCUCGCUCUCACAGUCGGCCUCUUCGUUUGCCAUUCCUGCGAGAAUGGGACACUGUGUCUGGCAUGAUCUCAUGCAUGGUUCAGCCGAACCUUGAUGUGGAUUUCGAGCCUGGCACCCCCAUAAGAAAACUACCCGACUGCGAGGAUCUUCGAGUGCAGCAGCCUUGAAGAUGGGAGCUGCUACCCUAAGUAAAACCGUCCACCCCUUGAUUGAUUGUUUUUCUUGGUUGUUUGCACGGCUUCCACACGAGGACCACCCAGCAUGACAAUAUAAUGAUCAUUCGAUUUAUAGAUAUAGAAAUUUUUAUCUUCAUCAGGUCCUGACCCCCAAGAAGAAGUCGCGGAGCCCAGAGAGUUCUUGAUCGUAAGAACCGGAGAAGAUGGAGCAAGUACGGAGGGUGGUGGUGAGCAGCAAAACGGGGCUGAUCAUGCUUCUGACCACUCCGGGCGGACCGUCGUAGCUCUUCGUGGAACAAGUAAGCGCACGGGGGUUUCUUCCCGCACCAGUGCUACCUCUGCUACCAAGACUAGUACGACAUCAACCAGCAGCACCUCCCAGGACGAGGAGAAGCAAAAAAGCAUGCUUGCACGACGUUUCAGUUUCUCGACAACUUUCAUCAAGAACUACACGAGCGGCGUCUUCUCGCGCCACCAGCUCCACGUCUUGCUCCUGUUGGUUCUAGUUCCGCUGCUCGGGGUCGUGCUAUUGUUUGCGGUCUACUUUGGACUCGUGAAGAAAAAUCGAGUUGCAGCUGGUGUUCAUCCAACAUCCGGGUGGUGGUGCUGGACAAAGAAGCAGAAUCGCAUUGUCCCCGUUAGUGGGGACGAUGUUGGUACAUCAACCUCACCGGAGGUCGGGGAGGACGAGGAGGUAGUUUUCUCUCGAGGCUCGUUGGGACAACUUGCAAACUCUUCGAUGAGGCCGGAGGAUGCAGCUGCUCGUACGGAGCAGGUGGGCGAGCUGCAAUAAACGUCUGGAACAACAAGCUGGGAUGAUUGAUGAAGUUGUUCCGAAAAUAAACGGGGACUAUUUCUUGUUCUUACCAGAUUCAUCAAAUUGAAGGUGAAUUAUUGCACGCUGAUACACCAAUGGAAAUCAAUGGUUAUUUGUCUUACUCGUUCACAUUUUACAACUAAUCAAAGCUUAACUCGUUAUCUUUACAGCCGGAAUGUUGAUUCUUCCCUAAAAUUAUGAAAAUUAAAACCUGUACAAAAAAAUCAAUGUAAUCGUAAUACUGUAUCUCUAACUUUCAAAAAGAGCACGACGUUGAAAAAUAAUUUUUCGAAAUAUGUAGAUGUAACGACAAGAUGCCACAAAAAACGCAGCCUUUUAUUCAUUGGUUCUCUGUCUUGUGAGUGAGAGUGUUAUUCUUAUGAGGUCCAUCGAGGAACCAAUCACAAUCGAAAUCGUGGUUAUCAGGAACAAUCGACUAGGAUUCUUCAAAUUGCAUGGAGACGAGCCCCUGCUCUAUAGAAAUAAGUAAACGUCCGACCGACAUUGCGGUUGAGGACAUCUUCUUUAGAAAGAGAUGAAGAACAAAAAUUAAUUUGCAAGCCUUGUAAUAGUUUUAUCGAAAUUUUCAAACUUCUCACACUCUAUAGCGGUACAAUCAAGAUAGGAACUAUCCGGCCGAACGUGUUCCGGCCGAACGCUAAAUACAAUAGGAGAAAUGCGACUUCCUUUUCAGUCGAGAACAGCACUUCUAAUUUUGUAAAAUUAACGUGCUGACUAAAGUAUAAAGACAUAAUCAUGAAACUGUACAUAAAGACGCCAGAAGUAGGUCCCGCUCAUGCUUUACUGUACAAUACAAGAGCGAAAAAAAAACGACGUGCCACUAGUACUUCUUGCCUGGACGUGGAGCGC